Lolium rigidum is the source of this 3135-nucleotide messenger RNA. Its product is annotated as pentatricopeptide repeat-containing protein At3g24000, mitochondrial-like. The coding region runs from base 1 to 2772 and encodes 923 amino acids. The record is from RefSeq and is a predicted model, not a curated record. Gene Ontology annotation, biological process: RNA modification. Gene Ontology annotation, molecular function: protein binding; zinc ion binding; RNA binding. The transcript is spliced from 2 exons. Lineage: Eukaryota; Viridiplantae; Streptophyta; Magnoliopsida; Poales; Poaceae.
AUGCCCGACCGGACCCCGUCCUCCUGGUACACCGCCGUGUCCGGCUGCGCCCGGUGCGGGCGCGACUCCACGGCGUUCGCCCUGCUGCGGGGCAUGCGGGAGCGCGGGGUCCCGCUCAGCGGGUUCGCGCUCGCCAGCCUCGUCACCGCUUGCGAGCGCUCGCCAGCCUCGUCACCGCUUGCGUGCGGGGCUGCCAUCCACGCGCUCACCCACAAGGCCGGGCUCAUGGUCAACGUCUACAUCGGGACGGCGCUCCUUCACCUGUACGGCUCCCGGAAGCGUGCGUUGGACGCGCACAGGUUGUUCUGGGAGAUGCCUGAGCGGAACGUCGUGUCGUGGACGGCGCUGAUGGUGGCAUUGUCGUCGAACGGGUACUUGGAAGAGGCGCUGGGAGCUUAUCGCCGGAUGCGAAAGGAAGGUGUCACGUGCAACGCGAAUUCUUUCGCGACGGUGGUCAGCCUGUGCGGGUCGCUCAAGAAUGAGGUGGCUGGGCUUCAGGUAUUUUCCCAGGUCUUAGUUUCUGGCCUACAACGACAUGUCUCCGUGGCAAAUUCACUGAUUACCAUGCUCGGUAACAUCGGAAGGGUGCAAGACGCUGAGGAGCUCUUUCAUCGAAUGGAGGAACGUGACACUAUAUCAUGGAACGCUAUGGUAUCCAUGUACUCGCACGAAGGACUGUGCAGCAAAUGCUUUCUGCUAUUUUCAGAUAUGCGUCAUGGUGGAUUGCUAAGGCAUGAUGCAACUACUUUAUGCAGCCUGAUAUGUGUCUGCGCCUCGUCAGAUUAUCUCAGCAACGGAAGUGGAGUUCAUUCCCUGUGUCUCAGAAGUGGUCUGCAUUCUCAUAUUCCUGUGACUAAUGCCCUUGUUAAUAUGUAUUCUGCUGCUGGGAAGCUGGUUGAGGCUGAGGUCCUGUUCUGGAGCAUGGGCAGAAGGGAUCUAAUAUCAUGGAACACUAUGAUUUCGUCCUAUGUCCAGAACGGUAAUAACAUGGAUGCAUUGAAGACAGUAGGUCAGUUACUUCAGACUAACGAAGCUCCUGAUCGCAUGACGUUUUCCAGCGCUUUGGGAGCAUGUUCAGGUCCAGAAGCCAUGAUGGAUGGUAGAAUGGUUCAUGCCAUGAUAUUGCAGUUAAGUCUUCAAAGCAAUCUACUAGUUGGUAAUUCUCUCCUCACGAUGUAUGGUAAAUGCAAUUCCAUCCAAGAUGCUGAGAGAGUAUUUCAGUCGAUGCCCACUCAUGAUGUCGUUAGCUGCAAUGUACUUAUUGGGAGCUAUGCAGCACUUGAGGAUUGUACUAAGGCAAUGCAAGUAUUUACCUGGAUGAGAAGUGGGGAAAUAAAGCCGAAUUACAUAACAAUAGUAAAUAUCCAGGGUUCUUUCACAUCUUCAAAUGAGUUGCGUAAUUAUGGACUUCCGCUGCACGCAUAUACAAUACAUGCUGGAUUCGUAGCAGAUGACUUUGUUAGUAACUCUCUGAUCACAAUGUAUGCAAGCUGCGGUGACUUGGAUUCUAGCACUAAUGUAUUUCAUACAAUCAUGAACAAAAGUGUCGUUUCCUGGAAUGCUAUGAUUGCCGCGAAUGUUCAACAUGGCCACGGGGAGGAAGCCCUAAAGCUUUUCCUCGAUAUGCGGCAUGCUGGAAACAGUCUUGAUCAUGUUUGUUUGGCUGAAUGUUUGUCAUCCAGUGCAAGCCUGGCAUCACUAGAAGAAGGCAUGCAGCUACAUGGGCUUGGUGUGAAGUGUGGGCUGGAUAUUGACAGUCAUGUGGUUAAUGCUGCAAUGGAUAUGUACGGGAAAUGUGGAAAGAUGGAUGAAAUGUUGAAAAUGCUUCCCGAUCCUGCCGUUCGACCACAACAAUGCUGGAACACAUUGAUAUCAGGUUAUGCAAGAUAUGGAUAUUUCAAGGAAGCUGAGGACACAUUUAAGCAUAUGGUGUCGAUGGGGCGAAAGCCAGAUUACGUAACAUUUGUCACCCUUCUCUCAGCUUGUAGUCAUGCUGGUCUAGUGGACAAGAGUAUUGAUUACUAUAACUCGAUGUCUUCUGUAUUUGGUGUUUCCCCUGGAAUAAAGCAUUGUGUUUGCAUAGUUGAUGUCCUUGGACGUUUAGGGAGAUUUACCGAGGCAGAGAAAUUCAUCGAGGACAUGCCAGUCUUACCAAAUGAUCUAAUUUGGCGUAGUUUGUUGUCUUCUAGUAGAACUCACAAAAAUCUGGAUAUUGGGAGGAAAGCCGCCAAGAAACUCCUUGAGUUGGAUCCUUUUGACGACUCGGCUUAUGUUCUUCUGUCGAACUUAUAUGCUACAAGUGCAAGAUGGUCUGAUGUUGACAGACUAAGAAGUCACAUGAAAAACAUCAAUUUGAAUAAAAGACCUGCUUGCAGUUGGCUUAAGCAAAAGAAAGAAGUAAGCACCUUUGGUAUAGGUGACCGGAGUCAUAAGCACACAGAAGAAAUCUAUGCGAAGUUAGAUGAGAUCUCUCUGAAGCUCAGGGAUGUAGGUUAUGUUGCUGAUACCUCAUCAGCAUUGCAUGAUACAGAUGAGGAGCAAAAGGAGCAGAACCUUUGGAAUCACAGCGAGAAGCUUGCAUUGGCCUAUGGCCUUAUCACUGUUCCGGAAGGUUGUACAGUAAGGAUAUUUAAGAAUCUCAGGGUUUGUGCAGACUGCCAUUUGGUAUUUAAGCUUGUUAGCAUGGUUUUUGACAGGGAAAUUGUGCUGAGAGAUCCUUAUAGGUUCCACCAUUUCAAAGGCGGAUCAUGCUCCUGUUCAGAUUUUUGGUGAGAUUAGUCAUGCACAAAAAGGCAGUUGAUUCUAUGUGUAGGACUGUAGUCACUGUACAGAGAAUAGUGGUCGCCUGGUCGGAGCAAAAGAAAAGGAUUUUUUUGUAUACAUGUCUAGUCAUGGACCUACAAGAUGUGUUUUUGUGCUGGAAACUAUUGAUCUCAAUAUUGCUGCUCAAUGCUGGUGGGGUGGCGCCGACCUAUACAAUCGUGGUUCUUGAUAAAGUGUGACAAUGAUAUAUGGAAUCAGAAGAAGCUAAACUCUUUAGGAAAUAUCCAAUUGGAAUGAACACUGUGUAACGACAAUAUAUGGAAUCGGAAGAAGGGGAACUCUUUAAGAAAUAUCCAGUUGAUGCCAACACAG